Sinocyclocheilus rhinocerous is the source of this 1986-nucleotide messenger RNA. RefSeq names its product toll-like receptor 4. The transcript has 3 exons. The record is from RefSeq and is a predicted model, not a curated record. NCBI's taxonomy places the organism in Eukaryota, Metazoa, Chordata, Actinopteri, Cypriniformes, Cyprinidae. The coding region runs from base 130 to 1986 and encodes 618 amino acids. Gene Ontology annotation, molecular function: protein binding. Gene Ontology annotation, cellular component: plasma membrane.
UUCAAGAUCACUUCUCUUUAUGUAUUUUCAGCCAAAAUUCCUCAUUGUUUAAAACCAUGGCAUUAGUUCCUCAUAUUCAAUGACCUCAAACUAGUCUGGCUUAUUUUAUGAGAGGUUGAGAAAAUCUUGAUGAGAAGAGUAAAGAUGAAUUCCUUCACUAUUAGUUCUUUCAUUAUAUUUUUUUCUAUUGGGGCUGGAGAAUCAUGUACUAAAGUUACUGACAGUCAGCACUACUCGUGCAUGGGAAGAAACCUCAGCUGUAUACCACCCAGUAUUCCUUCCUCCAUUCAAACUCUGGAUUUCAGUUUUAAUGUUCUGAAACACUUGCAGAAGACUGUUUUCCCAGUUUUGUCUUUUCUACGAGUCCUUGAUCUAUCAAAAUGCCAAAUCGAGCACAUUGAAAAUGAUACUUUCUACAAUGUGAAGAAUUUGGCUACUUUGAUUCUCACUGGAAACCCUAUUACAUACUUUGGACCUGGAUGCUUGAAUUCUUUACAUAAUCUACAAAGACUAGUUCUUGUGGAUGCGGGUCUCUCAUCCUUACAGCUUCAAAUGAAUAACCUAACCAAGCUGCAGGAGCUUAGAGUCGGGACAAAUAACAUCCAGUCUAUGUCUCUCCCUUCAUUCAUGAGCAACUUAAAGGACUUCAGUUUACUUGAUCUACAUGCAAAUAAUAUAUCCAUCAUCAAAACUGAUCACACUGCUGUGUUGCGAGAGAUCGGCAGAAACAUGACUUUGAUUCUCUCUUGGAAUCCCUUAUUAUAUAUUGAACCAGGAGCUUUCAAAGGCAUUUAUCUCGGAGAAUUGGACAUCCGAUCUGUCUUUAUUUCAUGUGCUGCUCAGAAAGUUGGUCUUGAAGCUCUAUAUGGUCUUAAUGUCAAAAGGCUGAAAUUUGGAAAGCACAAGGACAGUUUCAGAUUUAAAUUUUCAGAUACUGACUUUUUAGAUGGUCUGUGCUCUAUAUAUUUCCAGGAGGUAUAUUAUUACAUCAUGGAAAAGCCUAGUAAGCCAAUUUCUGUCUUUCGCUGUAUGAUUAAUGCCACAAAUGUAGCAGUAAUCGGAGGUCUAAUCAAUGAAAUGGAGUAUGUACAUUUUCGUGAAAUCAAGGAGCUUUACUUGGUUUCCAUUAAGUUAAGUACUUUGCCAGGUAAACAGCUUUCACAUCUCCAUACUUUAGAAAAACUAGUAAUUACACACAACAGUGCACCUAUUUGGGCUGAUGCCUUCAUAGACAUGCCUAAGCUUCAGUAUUUGGAUUUAAGUUCUAACCGAAUUACAUUAAAACAAUGCUGCACCACACUUUUGUCUGGCACCCCUCAAAUCAGAUAUUUGAAUUUCAGUCGAAAUGCAGAAAUUGGUCUUGAUGUAGGAGGAUUUGAUGGACUUGAUGCCCUUGAGAUUUUAGAUUUCUACCGUUCAACUGUUGUACGUAUCGGAUACCUUUCAGUUUUGUCCAACUUAAAGUAUUUGAGGUAUUUGGAUGUUUCUUAUUCAAGAAUCACCUUUACUAACAUAUUCAGCUUUUAUGGACUGAAGAAUCUUAAUGUUCUCAAGAUUGCCGGCAAUAAUUUUCAGGGUGAUGUAGCAAGAUAUUUAUUUAAUAAUCUCACUUUUCUAGAGCACCUUGACAUGUCGUAUGGUCGUGUGGUAGAGUUACAUCCAAGCUCAUUCAAAAAUCUUCAAAGGCUUAGACUUCUGAAUCUCCGAGGUAACCAUUUAAUGACUAUAGAUUUUCUGGCCCUCCCAAACCUGAAACAAUUAACAUCCCUUUAUGUCGAUAAAAACAGCAUUACUAGCAUCCCACUUCAUGUUCUCCAAAAUUUGCCCACAAACCUUUCAGAUUUUGAUUUGUCCUCUAACCCCAUCGAUUGCUCUUGCUCCCAGACAGAUUUUAUUUCGUGGAUUAUCCAAAAUCAGAACAUUUUGAAGCAACCGGAAAAUAUUUUCUGUAAAACCAUUUCACUAAGCUCAGAUUUUAAAACAUAG